AGUUGGUUGAAAGUUGAAACUCAAGUACUCAGGCCUCAGGGGUCGCUUAUAUCAAGUGCUUAUUUACGUCACCUGUACCGCUUCUUCAACGUUACGACCAUCUCCACUGCAUUUUUUUAUUAACUAGCUUUUAUUAUGUUGCCAUCUCUCGCAAACAGAUCUAUUCAUAAAGUCGCGCUCUCUGGAGCGCGCAGAACGAUAUCCGUCCAGAGUCUCCUCCACGGAUCACCAGAAGCGAAGAAAGCAGGAGAUAUCGAGAUUCAACAGCACUCAAGGAUAGUUGCUAGGGGAAAAUAUGUUCACGGCUUCGAGGUUCAUCGAGUUCAGCCAGGGGCGCUUGACGAGUACAAAGCCGCAGCGGAGAAGUACUACGCUGGAAUAAAGGAUGAUCCACAGUUACACGUCAAGCUGACCGGAAGUUGGGAAACUGUAGUGGGACAGCAGGACACUUUUGUUCAUAUACUCGAAUACGAGAAUUACGCCGGCUUUGACAAGACCACUGCACUUAUAAGAACGUCAGAUCACGCCAAAGCGUACAAGGCACUCCUACCUUACGUCACCUCACGGUCAUCUCAGCUCACGCAAGAGUUUGCCUUCUUUCCCACUGCACCACCCCACGCCCAAGGCGGCAUCUUCGAGCUUCGGAGCUACCAGUUAAAACCAGGAACACUACUUGAGUGGGAAAAUGCAUGGCGGAGAGGCAUUGAAGCUCGUCGCAAGUUCGUCGCACCCAUCGGAGCUUGGUUCUCACAGGUUGGAAGAUUACACCAGGUGAACCACAUGUGGCAAUACCCGAGUCUCGAGGCAAGGAAAGAGUUACGUGAGAAAGCAUGGCAGAUUGACGGUUGGGCGGAGACUGUGUCUAAAACUUCCCAGCUUGCGACGCACAUGGAUUCAUUCAUUCUGCUCCCGCUCUCUUACAGCCCUUUGAAAUGAGGAGGCACAUAGCCCUGCGAGUGAUGUUCCAGGAUGUUCUGCUCUGUCUACUGCGAGCAUGCUCCUCAACGAAUCCGAACGAAGCCUAGGGCGAGCCCCAGGCUCCUGAUAUCUUAUCUUGCGUCGGCCAUGUUCUAUUCAUAUAUUCCACCAUGCUAAGGACUAAACGCCAUUCCAACUGUAUUACCCUCAAUACCUCUUCAUUCAUUCCGCGUAGUUGGUUUAUGCAUCCACUGUCGCUUUGAAAUGGAGAGCACAAUGCUUUUUUAUUCGCAAUGAGACUUUUCAGCCAUUAAUGACAUGAGCCAUCAUUCUUGAUCAAGAAAGUCUAAGACCCAU
This is a messenger RNA of Suillus fuscotomentosus, 1275 nucleotides long. RefSeq names its product NIPSNAP-domain-containing protein. The coding region runs from base 136 to 936 and encodes 266 amino acids. The transcript is spliced from 9 exons. NCBI's taxonomy places the organism in Eukaryota, Fungi, Basidiomycota, Agaricomycetes, Boletales, Suillaceae. Gene Ontology annotation, cellular component: mitochondrion. The record is from RefSeq and is a predicted model, not a curated record.